Messenger RNA from Serendipita indica DSM 11827, 2508 nucleotides. Lineage: Eukaryota; Fungi; Basidiomycota; Agaricomycetes; Sebacinales; Serendipitaceae. The record is from the annotation of a GenBank genome assembly.
AUGCCCCCGCGCAAACGUAAAGAGCUCAGCGACCCCCAGCCUGACAGCCAGGUUGCUCCAAAUAAACGCUCUUCUCGUGCUGCAACUCGCCAGGAACCCGCAACAAGCUCGACGACGCCUGCACAGGACGUCGUCCCACAGACCAAAAGCAAGGGCAAGGCAAAAGCAGCCGCAUCUAUACCAGAGGAAAAGAGACUCGCUCGUUUCAGAGCCUCGUGCCCAAAGACUAUCGAAGAGAGACUUGCCCGUGCUCGAUCUCAACGGUUUUAUAUGAUUGAACGUAAUCGCGAAGGUCUCAAGGAAGAGUUCAAGGUACUAGGAAGCACCGGAAACGUCUACACCGUCACGAUUGCUCAGUUGCCAACCUGCGACUGCCCAGACGGUGCAAAGGGAAACCACUGCAAGCAUAUACUAUUCGUGUUCACGAGGGUCCUCGGUGUCAGCGAACUCAGCGGAUUGUACUACCAAAAAGCUCUCCUUACAUCCGAACUCGAGCAAAUCUUUGCCCAAGCGCCGCCUUCUCCAACUUCUACUGCCAGUUCUCGCGUCGUCUCUGCUUAUUCAAAGGCCGCGGGCAAGGCAGGUGCAACAAUCGAGACGCCAGAGACGGGACGAAAAGUAGACGGUGAAGAUUGCCCGAUUUGCUACGAGGAAAUGGAGGGGAAGACGGAACAAGAUCUCGCGCGCAUCGUCUUCUGCGGCACUUGCCAAAACGGGCUUCACACUGAUUGCUUUAAAAUGUGGGCCAUGAAGAAGCCUGUGACUUGUGUCUAUUGCCGUGCGCCAUGGGCUGCUCUGGGUGGUGAAGAAAACGGAGCGACUCAUGACGAGGGAUACCUCAAUCUCGCAAGCGCCGCUGGUAUGAGUACACUUCGUGACACCUCUACAUACUAUCAGGGACCAAGAAGGGGAAAGCCAUAUUGGAACCGUGUGCGCGUGCAGGCAGAAGAAGCAAUAACAAUAUCGGCAAAAGCUCUUCAAGAGAAACUCCAGCACCUAGUCGCAUUCAAUGAUCCACAAUUUGUCAUAUCCGAAGUCAGGCGCUUUGCCACGACGCUGUCCCACCGAGAUCUUAAAAGGGAGAUUGAAUCAAAACCGCGUGCUGUUAUCAAUAAAAUGCCGGUCGAGCUGCUCGCCGGAAUCUUCGAGUUGGUCCAGUCGUUGGAAUCCAAGAGCGACUACGGGGUGCCAACGUCGCAGCUUAUAAUGGCAUCAGUUUGUCAACGAUGGCGGGAUGUAGCCACCCAAACGGCUGCCCUCUGGAGAAAGAUCUUGAUCCGAGAAAGCGAGCCGUAUCCCCAGACUCGCCUGUGGCUUCAACGAUCUGGUACCGCACCGCUCUUCAUCGUCUUGGAUUGGACCGAGGAUGGUGAUGGUCCAGCCCGCUGGGUUAUAGCUUCCUGGUCAAAGGUGUACAAACUCCUCAAGGCGGAGAUGCACCGAGUGCAGAGCCUUUUAUUUGCAGUCGACGAUCAGGACAUCAUCUUUGCAGCGGUAAAGUCUCUGCAGCUGGUGGAGGCGCCUCAGCUUUCGCGCCUCGAGCUCAGUCACUAUGAAGAACUUGAUCCCGGGCGGGAUCCGGGGAUUAUGGUCGAAAUGGCCCGUUUAUUCACGGGAAAAGAUGGGAAAACCGUCCCAAGGCCCUUGGAGAAUGUCACUUUAUGGGGGAUACACUGUGAUUGGUCCUCGUCUCUAUUCUCCCAUCUACGCAGCUUGACACUCGCUUACCACCACGAGGAUGUGCGACCAACGACCACGGAAUUCUUCAAUAUGAUCACAUCCUCCGCGGAUGUCCUUGAGCAUCUCACUCUUGAGUGCUCCGGCCCAGCAGACCCGACAGAUGCGGAGAACUGGCCAACAGAGGCCAUUUCGCUUCCAGCCCUGCGAGAGCUAAAGUUGGCGUUCAUUAGACCAGCUUUAGUCCAAAGUUUGCUUCUCGUUCUUGAUGCACCUACGCUAAGUCACCUCCAUCUUGACCUAGACGAUGAGUACAACGAUUCAACGGCGGACUGGAACCGCGUUGUCGAAGUUUUAUGCACAGGAGGUCUUUUCCUCUACCACCCCCAGGUCGUCGAAUUGAGGAUCAAUUUCAACUACCUCGACCCGGACUUGUGGUUGAUGUCCGAGACCAUGCAGCAUUCGGGCCUAAAUCUUCCACAAUGGCUUUCUCAAACACUGGAAAGUCAACCAUUUCUCCAGAACGCCCUAAAACUCGCGAGAGAGACUCCAGGCGUACUGCUGCCGAAUCUCAAGACGUUUCGCGCCCAUGGCUUAGAUGGUGAGACUAUGCGCUCAUUUGUCGAGGGCCGGAAGUCGGCUGGAUAUCCCCUCAAGGAGCUAUACUACAGCGAUGAAUCGAGCAUCAAGAAGAGCGAUAGAACAUGGCUCAGAGCAAAUCUAGAGGUUUUUGAAGAAUUUGAGGAUACGGACGACGAAGACGAAGAAGUUGAGGACGAGGAAGAAGAUGAAGAAGGCGAAGGAGAUGAAGAAUGGGAAGACGAUGAGUGA